This is a messenger RNA of Hemicordylus capensis (graceful crag lizard), 2153 nucleotides long. It is a transcript of the gene STUB1, whose product is annotated as STIP1 homology and U-box containing protein 1. Gene Ontology annotation, cellular component: Z disc; cytoplasm. NCBI's taxonomy places the organism in Eukaryota, Metazoa, Chordata, Lepidosauria, Squamata, Cordylidae. Bases 265 to 1269 code for a protein of 334 amino acids. The transcript is spliced from 7 exons. Gene Ontology annotation, molecular function: protein-folding chaperone binding; ubiquitin protein ligase activity. The record is from RefSeq and is a predicted model, not a curated record. Gene Ontology annotation, biological process: protein polyubiquitination; positive regulation of proteolysis; proteasome-mediated ubiquitin-dependent protein catabolic process.
GCCGGGCCCUCCUCCUCCUCCUCCUCCUCCCACUCCCACUCCCACUCCGGCUGCUGCUGCUGCUGAGCUGCUGCUGCCGCGGCGGUGGUGGUGGCGGUAGCGGUGGCUGCGGGCGAUCGGGGCCCGGGCCGGGCUGUGGCGGUGCGGCGAGGCCGGGGCGAUCGGGGCCCGGCGGCGGCCUCCUCCUCCUCCUGCUCCCCGUCCCCGCUCUCCGGGCACCGGGACAGCGGCUGCCUGGGCUGCUUCUGCCUGGGAGGCGCCGGCAUGAAGGGCAAGGAGGAGCCGGAGAAGGAGAGCGGAGGCGGCGGCGGCGGUGCGGGGCUGCCGGGCGGGGGCGGCGGCGGAGGGGGCGGCCCCAGCCUGGGCCUCGGCCUGGGCGGCGGCAGCCCGGAGAAGAGCCGCAGCGCCCAGGAGUACAAGGAGCAGGGCAACCGGCUCUUCGUCAGCCGCAAGUACCCGGAGGCCGCCGCCUGCUACGGCCGGGCCAUCGUGAGUCUGGCCGCCGACUGGGGGAACCGGAACCCCCUGGUAGCCGUUUAUUAUACCAACCGCGCCUUAUGUUACCUGAAGAUGCAGCAACACGACAAAGCUCUGGCCGACUGUAAGCACGCCCUGGAGCUGGACAGCCAGUCGGUGAAGGCCCACUUCUUUCUUGGCCAGUGCCAGAUGGAGAUGGAGAACUACGACGAGGCCAUUGCCAACCUUCAGAGAGCCUACAACUUAGCCAAGGAGCAGCGGCUGAACUUUGGGGACGACAUUCCAAGUGCCCUGCGGAUCGCCAAGAAGAAGCGUUGGAACAACAUUGAGGAGAAGCGGAUCAACCAGGAGAACGAGUUGCACGCCUAUCUAACCAAACUCAUCAUGGCGGAGAAAGAGAGGGAGUUGGAUGAAUGUCAGCGGGUGCAGGAAGAAGAGAACGUGGAUGAAAGUCGGAGCCGGGCACAGCUGGCCAGCAUUGAAGCCAAACACGAAAAGUACCUAGCAGACAUGGAUGAGCUGUUCUCCCAGGUGGACGAGAAGCGGAAGAAACGAGACAUCCCUGACUACCUGUGUGGGAAGAUCAGCUUUGAACUUAUGAGAGAGCCCUGCAUCACGCCCAGUGGGAUCACCUACGACAGGAAGGACAUAGAAGAGCAUCUCCAGCGUGUCGGCCACUUCGACCCGGUGACUCGGAGCCCCCUGACCCAGGACCAGCUGAUCCCAAACCUUGCCAUGAAAGAGGUGAUAGAUGCCUUCAUAUCAGAAAACGGCUGGGUAGAAGAUUACUGAUACCCAAGCGGCGCGGCCAGGCCCUGCCUGCGGCAGCCAAGACACACUCCGGACUGCUCCGAGUUCGCUGGGCCCGCACCAUGCCUUACUCACUCUCUGUCUGCGUCUCUCCCCGCGCUCUCCCCGCUCUGGAUGGCCAGAGCUGCAUUGGCUGUGGGAGCUGGCAUGGCCCCUCCCCUUGGGCAGUUCUCCGACACGGUGGGCCGAAGCGAGACCUCGGCUCUGGCUUCGAGACGGCGAGGAGAGGCCGGCUCCGUCGGCGGAAGCGGGCCUCGGCUCCAGCACGUCUCCUGCACUCCGUGAGGCGGGGCGGCCUCCGGCACCCACCUCGACUCGCGAAGGACGAUACUCCGGCACGGAAACCACGCCCGGCUCUCCAGAGAUCGCCUCGGUUUCCCUUGGCACACGCGCCUCCCUCCCGGAACCGUGCCGCUGACAGAAGGCCCGGUCGGUCUCCACGAUGAGCCCACAUCCAGCAAGGUCACCCCCCGCCCGCCCCCCGGCUUGGCUUUGAGCUGUCAUUUCUGGCCCACUCUCUGUACAAAGUUUUCCGUUUCCUCGUUGCAGAUUCCUGUCUGUCCGGGAUAAGCUGUUUUUUUGUCUGUUUUCUUUGUAUAUACAUAGCCACUUAUUUCAGGGUUUGGGGAAGGGGGCUAAUAGAAAUAAUUGCAUUUCUAUGUGAUUCUUACAUAGAAAUAAUAAUUAUUAUACAGACGUUGACCGGAUUUUGGGUUUGUUCAGGGUUAAUGGUUUCCCCUGGUAGGGGCUGGGGCGCGAGUAACCCCCUCUCCCCCCGCUCCUGCCAGGUAGCUGUUUCCUGGGCAACUGCUCAUUGAAAGUUCAUAAUUUUGUUUUAAUUAAAUCCCCCCCCCUUUAAUAACGAC